Molecule: messenger RNA, 512 nt
Organism: Westerdykella ornata
Lineage: Eukaryota; Fungi; Ascomycota; Dothideomycetes; Pleosporales; Sporormiaceae
Exons: 4
Coding region: 90-431 (113 amino acids)
Biological process (GO): iron-sulfur cluster assembly
Cellular component (GO): L-cysteine desulfurase complex; mitochondrion
Source: RefSeq, a predicted model, not a curated record
CUCCGACAUCCUCUGAAUAUGAUACAAUCGCCAUCAUAUCUGCGCGUACGAACCUGACGACUGCCCCCCGAUCUUCUUCCAUAUAAACAAUGUCAUUAACAAAGGCAACAAAGGGCGACACACCUUAUCAAGUCCGCUCUUUGUACCGUUCUCUCCUCCGCCAGGGUCGCCAGUUCGCCGCAUACAACUUCCGCGAAUACGCCAAACGAAGAACGCGCGAUGCCUUCCGGGAACACCAGCAUGAGACUGAUGAAAGGAGAAUACAAGAGCUUGUGCAGAGGGGAAUCAAGGAGCUUCAGAUGCUGAAGAGGCAAACGGUCAUCAGUCAGUUCUAUCAGUUGGAUAGGCUGGUAGUAGAAGGGGGAAGUGCUGGCAAGGAGAAGGGGAAGCAUGGGGGCAUUGUCCGCCAGAAGGAACAAGGAUGGGAUUGAUCGUGCCGGAAUGACUUGUCUGAGAUUCCCUCUGCAUCAUUUGGGGUUGCCACGGCUAUCGUUGAAGGCCGGGCUGGGAAG